Molecule: messenger RNA, 204 nt
Organism: Iphiclides podalirius (scarce swallowtail)
Lineage: Eukaryota; Metazoa; Arthropoda; Insecta; Lepidoptera; Papilionidae
Source: the annotation of a GenBank genome assembly
AUGUUCAAAUACAUGCUGUUCGCCGCUCUUUUGGCCUUUGCUGCCGCCAAGCCUCUAGUGUAUGAGUACCCGGUGGCUGCGUACACAGCACCAGUGGCCGCGGCGUACACUGCACCCGUCGCCUACUCAGCGUACUCUGCGUACACUGCGCCAGUAGCCUACUCUGCAUACACAUACGCCUCGCCCUACACUUAUUACGUCCGC